UCCAGAUCCAUCGUCCAUGUCACUCAUCCACUCACUUCUCACUUCUCACUGCUCAGCGCAUAGAUAACCAACCACAUCCCCGUCCCCUCUCCAUCUCAACUUCACACGCACUCACUCCACACGCCCGGCAGAUCCUCACCCGACGCUCCGCGAUAACACAUCCGCGCUUAACUAGCCGCGCGCAUAUUCUUUCGUCCAAGCUCAUCAACAACAUGCGUUAAGAACAAGCCACACGAGCACCCCAUCCCCAUCCCCAUCCCCUCAUCCCAUCAUGGACGGAGCCCCAGUGUACGAGCACGGCUCUGAGAGCGACAAGCACCUGCCGCCGCCCGCGGCGGACGCGGACAUUGAGCUCAACCGCGGCCUCAAGGGGCGGCACAUCACCAUGAUCUCCAUCGGCGGCGUGCUGGGCACCGGCUUGUUCUUGUACACCGGGUCUGCGCUUGCCGAGGGUGGGCCACUAGGUAUCUUGCUCGCAUACAGCUUGAUGGGGACGAUGUGUUAUGCCGUGAUGAUCUCCCUCGGCGAGAUGGUCUCCGCCAUGCCCCUCCCGGGCGGCGCGAUCACGCUCGCGGCCAGAUACGUGGACUCAUCGCUCUCGUUCACCGUCGGCUAUUUCUACUGGUACACAUGGACCAUCUUCCUGCCGUCCGAGCUCGCCGCGCUCUCGGUCCUCAUCAACCUUUGGAACGACACGAUUUCCAACGCGGCGUGGAUCUCGCUCUUCCUCAUCGCCGCGGUCACCGUCAACAUGCUCGGCACCGCGUGGUUCGGCGAGCUCGAGUUCUGGCUUUCCUACCUCAAGAUCUUCCUCGUCGUCGGGCUCCUGAUCACCUCGAUCGUGAUCAGCGCCGGCGGCGGCCCGGACGGCCAGCCCAUCGGGUUCAAGUACUGGCGGGAUCCGGGCCCGUUCGUCCAAUACGCCGGGUUGGGGGGCACGCUUGGCCGCUUCCUCGGUUUCUGGGCGACGCUCACGCGCGCGGCCUUUGCGUAUAUCGGCAGCGAAAUCGUCGCGAUUGCAGCCGGCGAAACGCGCAACCCGCGCGUAAACGUGCCGCGCGCCAUCAAAAACGUGUACAUCCGCAUCCUGCUGUUCUACAUCGGCGGCGUCUUCGCGAUCGGCAUCACCGUGCCGUCGAACGACCCGCGGCUCGCCCUGAACGCCGGCAGCGCGCUCGCGAGCCCGUUCGUGAUCGCCAUCUCGACGGCGGGGAUCAAGGUCCUCCCGACGGUCGUGAACGCCGGCCUCAUCGCGAGCGGGUGGAGCGCGGCCAACUCGGAGCUGUUUACGUCGUCGCGCGCACUGCAUGGCCUCGCGUUGCGCGGGCACGCGCCCCGCUUCUUCGCGCGCACCGCGAACAACGGCGUGCCGUACGUCGCGAUCGUCACGUGCGCGCUGUUCGCGUCGCUCGCGUUCAUGUCCCUCGGCUCGUCGGCCGGCGUCGCGUUCGGAUACCUCGCCUCGUUGGGCGCAGCGGGCGGCCUGCUCAUGUGGUGGAGCACGUGCGUGACGUACAUCCGUUUCGAGCGGGGUCUGCGCGCGCAGGGCGUCGACCGCGCCGCGUUGCCGUACGCUAGCAAGCUCAACCACCGCGCAGCGGCGGCGUGGUAUGCCGCCGUGCUCAUUACCAUCGUCCUCUUUUUCUCGGGAUGGUCCGUGUUCCUCAAGGGAAACUGGAGUGCACCCGUGUUCUGCACGACCUACCUCCCCAUCAUUCUCUAUCCUGUGGUGUACUGCGCGCACAAGAUCUACUCCAAGAGCAAGCUUGUGCCCUACAACCAGAUGGUGUUUUAUGAGCAGACCGAGGACGGCGAAGAGGAGCAGGUCGGGGAGAAGUCCAAGUGGCGCCGGGUGGUCGCUGCCGUUGUGUGUCUAGACGGCUCGGGGGGUUGUGAAGGAUGUGGAGGUGUGGAUGGGCUGUAGGGUUAGGUAAUCCGUAUGGGUGUUUGGUUAGAUAGUAGUCGUCGCUCGCAGUCUUUGGGUAUGCGUUUGUUCUCUCAAUAAGGCAUGGCUCGGUCUUGUAUGCAAUCAAUGGCC
Messenger RNA from Cutaneotrichosporon oleaginosum, 2038 nucleotides. RefSeq lists its product as uncharacterized. Gene Ontology annotation, cellular component: membrane. Gene Ontology annotation, molecular function: amino acid transmembrane transporter activity. Lineage: Eukaryota; Fungi; Basidiomycota; Tremellomycetes; Trichosporonales; Trichosporonaceae. The record is from RefSeq and is a predicted model, not a curated record. Gene Ontology annotation, biological process: amino acid transmembrane transport.